CUUUUUUGCCCCAAUAAAUAGCGGCUUUUCUGUAAGAAAGCACGAACUGUGCUCGCCUGACGGUUUACUUGCUUAUUUACCCUUACCCAAGUGGGAAUGGGAUGUUUUUGAUUUUACAUUUGUCCUGGUAGAAGAAAUUUAGACCUCAGAAUGAUACAAAAUACACAAAUGACAUGAUAUCUGACUGUCUGUGCAGCCACAGAGAAGGUGCCGUUAGCAAGAGUUGGAAGAUUAGUGCACAGGACGGUUUGACGGUAUUUAUCAUCAGGACCUUUAACUACCACAGCUGAGGUCAAAACGCUAUAGUGGAGCGGGACGUCGGUGGUGUGCGGGGCUCGGGGAGCGGAGCGGUGUCGGUUAACGUUACCAUACCCUGUCUCGGGGACGAUAGCAUGGCUGCGGGAAAGGGAGCGGGGAAGCCCACCUCGCCAUGGGACAAUAUGAAGAUACGGUUCAUCGUUUGCUUCCUCGGAGUUUUCGUGUGCUACUUUUAUUAUGGAAUAUUACAAGAGACGAUCACUCGAGGUGAUUAUGGUCAUGAAGACAAAAAGGAGAAGUUCAGAUUUGCCCGGACAUUGGUCUUGAUCCAGUGCAUUAUCAGCGCUCUGUUUGCUAAGAUCUUGAUUCAGUUUUUUGAGGGCUCCAAGCCGGAUCACACCAAAAGCUGGCUCUACGGGCUGUGUUCCCUCUCUUAUCUCGGAGCCAUGGUGUCUAGUAACUCUGCCCUUCAGUAUGUCAACUACCCAACACAGGUGUUGGGGAAAUCCUGCAAGCCCAUACCAGUGAUGAUCCUCGGUGUGACAAUACUGAGGAAGAAUUACCCACUCGCUAAGUACCUGUGUGUGCUGCUUAUUGUGAGUGGUGUAGCUCUUUUUCUCUACAAACCCAACAAGAGCUCAGCUGUUGCAGAUGACCAUGUUUUUGGGUUUGGAGAGAUUCUGUUGCUGGUCUCUCUGACAUUGGACGGUUUGACUGGUGUGGCCCAGGACCACAUGAGGGCUCGCUUCCAGACGAGUGCCAACCACAUGAUGCUGAAUAUCAACAUGUGGUCCACUCUGGUGCUGGGACUAGCGGUUUUGUGGACAGGGGAGGUUUGGGAGUUCCUAAGUUUUACUGAACGCCACCCGAGCAUCAUCUACAACAUUCUUCUGUUUGGACUGACUAGUGCUUUAGGCCAGACCUUCAUCUUUAUGACUGUGGUGUACUUUGGGCCGCUGACCUGCUCCAUCGUCACCACCACGAGGAAGUUCUUCACCAUCCUCGGCUCCGUUAUUCUGUUUGGCAAUGUCAUGAGUACGAUGCAGUGGAUUGGCACCAUCCUGGUAUUCCUCGGUCUCGGACUUGAUGCUAAAUUUGGCAAAACCCCAAAGAAGACGACACACUGAGAGAAAGACGGAAACAUUGCACAUCAAAUGAACACACUAUAUAGCCAGUAUCUUAUUUUCAUAAGACAUCCUGUUCAGGCAUACUGUAUGUGCCUAUGAUUUAAGCACGGUCAGAUUUUGAACUUAACUGUAUUUAAAAGAGAGUUCUUUUAGUUUUCAACUCCAGCUUCUGUUUACUGUUGAUGUACUGAAAGAUUUACUUGGGAGCAAGUCCUGAAUGACCACAAGAUGCAACACCUUUGUGGAGGAAUUUGAACUGGUUCAGAGACACAGGUGGAAAAUACUGUAUUUAGACAAAUUCUUAUGUUUCUGAAACCAGCUCACCUCUCUUGGAUGGAUAUUGAACCAAACAAGACCCAAGACAUAUUUUUCCAGCGUUAAACUCAUGAACUUGCCACCAAAUAAGGCUUGGUUUAAAAAUAGUUUCUUAAAUAUGUGUAAUUAUCAAAUUUCUUGGCAAACAAUUAGCCAACUAUCAUGUCAUGUAUAAGAUAUAAACGGUUGUAUGUAGCCUGUUCUGUUAUGUCCAGUCUUACCAUUGAAUUGUUUUUAAUUUUAUUUUCUACAAGUUGAAAAUAAUGUACCAUAAAAGGGAAAUUGUGAUAUUUAA
Messenger RNA from Micropterus dolomieu (smallmouth bass), 1995 nucleotides. It is a transcript of the gene slc35b1, whose product is annotated as solute carrier family 35 member B1. Lineage: Eukaryota; Metazoa; Chordata; Actinopteri; Centrarchiformes; Centrarchidae. Bases 393 to 1385 code for a protein of 330 amino acids. The record is from RefSeq and is a predicted model, not a curated record. Gene Ontology annotation, molecular function: UDP-galactose transmembrane transporter activity; UDP-glucose transmembrane transporter activity. Gene Ontology annotation, biological process: UDP-galactose transmembrane transport. The transcript is spliced from 9 exons. Gene Ontology annotation, cellular component: endoplasmic reticulum membrane; Golgi membrane.